This is a messenger RNA of Eucalyptus grandis, 4389 nucleotides long. RefSeq names its product pleiotropic drug resistance protein 3. Gene Ontology annotation, cellular component: membrane. The record is from RefSeq and is a predicted model, not a curated record. Gene Ontology annotation, molecular function: ATP binding; ATP hydrolysis activity; ABC-type transporter activity. NCBI's taxonomy places the organism in Eukaryota, Viridiplantae, Streptophyta, Magnoliopsida, Myrtales, Myrtaceae. The transcript is spliced from 24 exons.
AUGGCUGAGCUAAUCGGAACAGAAUCAGAUGGUAUAGAUUCCAUUAGCAAUGAGUUAUCAGAGCUAGAAAGGAGCCUGGGAUCAUCAUUUUGGCUUCAGGGAUUGAGUUUUCGAAGCACUUCGGCUGUAAGCACAACAAAAGAUGAUACCAAUGAUGAAUAUGAUCUCCAAUGGGCUGCCAUUGAGAGGUUACCAACUUUUGAGCGGUUGAGGUCGUCACUGUUUGAGUGUGAGAUCGAUGGAAGGGCAGUUGAUGAUAAAGGAAAGAAAGUGGUUGAUGUUUCCACGCUUGGUGCAUUGGAACGUCAUUUUUUCGUAGAGAAGCUCAUCAGGCAUGUCGAGAAUGACAACCUUAAUUUGUUGCGCAAGAUCAGAGACAGAACAGAAAAGGUUGGUGUCAAAUUGCCCACCAUAGAAGUGAGAUAUCUGAAUUUAUGUAUUGAAGCAGAUUGUGAGAUAGUUCAAGGAAAGCCCCUGCCUACUCUCUGGAAUUCCCUAAAGAGCAUGCUUCCUGGUAUUCCUGCAAUGCCAGGUUCAGAGUCACGUAAGGCCAAAAUAAACAUCAUUAAGGAUGUCGGUGGAAUUAUAAAGCCUGGAAGAAUGACUCUACUGCUUGGACCGCCUGGAUGUGGGAAAACUUCCUUUCUAAAGGCUCUUUCAGGGAUUCUAAGCAAAUCACUCAAGGUCACUGGAGAAAUAUCAUAUAAUGGCCACAAGCUUGACAAGUUCAUCCCGCAAAAAACGUCUGCUUACAUAAGCCAAUAUGAUCUGCACAUUCCAGAAAUGACCGUGAGGGAAACACUGGACUUCUCUGCCCGUUGUCAGGGUGUUGGAAGCCGAGAAGAUAUCAUGAUGGAGAUCAGCAGAAGGGAGAAGGAAGCAGGAAUUGUUCCAGAUCCUGAUACAGAUACUUACAUGAAGGCAAUUGCUCUCAAAGGACUUAAAAGAACUCUUCAGACGGACUAUAUUUUAAAAAUCCUAGGGCUGGAUAUCUGUGCAGACACGUUGGUUGGAAAUCCCAUGAGAAGAGGAAUCUCAGGUGGUCAAAAGAAAAGAUUGACUACAGCGGAGAUGAUUGUUGGCCCAAAUAAAGCUCUAUUCAUGGACGAGAUAACGAACGGCUUGGACAGUUCAACGGCCUUUCAGAUUGUUUCUUGUCUUCAGCAACUAGCACAUUUGACAGAUGCCACUAUACUGGUUUCGCUUCUUCAGCCUGCCCCAGAAACAUUUGAUCUGUUUGAUGACCUUAUUCUGAUGGCUGAAGGGAAAAUCGUCUACCAAGGCCCUUGUGACCAAGCUCUAAAGUUUUUUGAGGACUGUGGAUUCAGGUGUCCUGAAAGAAAAGGGGUUGCCCAUUUCCUCCAAGAGGUUAUAUCAAGAAAAGACCAAGCACAAUAUUGGCAGCGUCCUGAGCUACCGUAUAGCUAUAUGUCAGUCAAUAUGUUCUGUAAAAAGUUCAAGGAAUCUUAUUGUGGGAUGAAGCUAGAUCAGGAGCUUUCAGACACAUUUGAUAGGUCCAAAAUCCACAAAAAUGCUGUUUCUUUUAAUGUAUACUCUCUGUCCAGAUUGGAACUUCUGAGAGCAUGCACAGCGAGGGAACUUCUUCUCAUGAGGAGAAAUUCUUUCAUCUAUGUUUUCAAAUCAGUACAGCUCAUUUUCAUUGCAUUUAUCACGAUGACUGUAUUCUUGCGGACUCGGAUGGGAAUAGAUGUUUUUCAUGCCAACUACUAUAUGGGCUCUCUGUAUUAUGCGCUAGCCAUACUCCUCAUUGAUGGAUUUCCGGAAUUAGCAAUGACCGUUUCAAGGCUAGAAGCCUUCUAUAAACAAAAGGAGCUGUACUUUUACCCUGCUUGGGCUUAUGCAAUUCCAGCAUCUAUACUGAAACUUCCUCUUUCACUGCUGGAAUCUGUGGUUUGGACAUCUCUCACAUAUUAUGUGAUUGGAUACAGUCCUGAAGUAGGAGGUAAGUUCUUCCGCCAACUAUUACUUCUUUUCUCUGUGCACUUGUCCUCAGUAUCCUUGUUCCGUUUUCUUGCCUCAAUCUUUCAAACUAUGGUUGCCUCCACCUUAGCUGGUAGUGUUGCAUUACAGAUUUUGAUGCUAUUUGGUGGUUUCAUCAUCCCGGAACCCUCUAUGCCUGCUUGGUUGAAGUGGGGUUUCUGGGUCUCUCCAAUAACAUAUGGAGAAAUUGGACUUUCUGUCAAUGAACUUGAUGCUCCACGAUGGCAAAAGAUAUUGUCAUCAAACACUACAGUAGGGAGUGCGACCCUUGAAAGCCGAGGACUAAACUUUGAUGGGUAUUUCUUUUGGGUAUCAAUCGGUGCCUUAUUGGGAUCUACUUUAGUGUUCAACAUCGGUUUCACUUUGGCCUUAAGUUUCUUGAAGCCUCCAGGAUCAUCACGUGCUAUCAUUUCACGUGAGAAGUACUUGCAUAGUCGUGAAACUGAAGAUUCUCAUGACAGCAUAAAGCAUGAAGAGACAAAGAAAUCACGCAAUUAUUAUUUUUGAUGUUCCUUUAAAAUUAUUAAACCAGCUUCUUUAUUUCAAACAGGCAGGAUGGUGUUACCUUUCACACCGUUGACGCUCGUUUUUAACAAUCUGCAGUACUACAUAGACACCCCUGUGGAAAUGAGAGAACGAGGAUUUGCACAGAAAAGACUGCAACUUCUCUCUGAUAUCAUAGGCGCAUUCAGACCUGGUAUUCUUACCGCGUUGAUGGGUGUGAGCGGAGCUGGGAAAACUACUCUUAUGGAUGUCCUUUGUGGGAGAAAAACUACCGGCUAUAUUGAAGGAGAAAUAAAAGUCGGUGGUUAUCCCAAGGUUCAAGAAACAUUUGCAAGAAUCUCCGGUUACUGUGAGCAAACAGACAUACAUACCGCACAAAUCACAGUGGAAGAAUCUGUCAUAUUUUCCGCAUGGCUUCGUUUGGAUCCUCAGAUUGACUCAAAACGUAAAAUGGAAUUUGUUAAUGAAGUCUUGGAGACAAUCGAGCUUGAUGGAAUAAAAGAUUCUUUAGUGGGCAUACCUGGCAUUAGUGGUCUAUCCACAGAGCAACGAAAACGACUCACAAUCUCUGUAGAGCUUGUUGCAAAUCCUUCCAUAAUCUUUAUGGAUGAGCCUACAACAGGACUUGAUGCUAGAGCUGCUGCGAUUGUCAUGCGAGCAGUGAAGAACAUAGUUGAUACGGGAAGAACAAUAGUUUGCACCAUCCACCAACCCAGCAUUGACAUAUUUGAGGCUUUUGAUGAGUUGGUUUUAUUAAAAACUGGUGGACGGCUGAUUUACUCAGGACCCUUGGGACAUAACUCAAGCAAAAUUAUAAAAUACUUCGAGAGUAUUCCAGGGGUGCCAAAGAUUAAGAGCGACUGCAAUGCAGCUACAUGGAUGCUAGAAGUGACUUCUACCUUAGCUGAAGCUGAACUUGGGAUUGAUUUUGCUCUAAUAUACAGAGAAUCGACAUUAUAUGAGACCAACAAAGAACUUGUAAACAAGUGGAGCACUCCACCUCCCGGUAGUAGUGACUUGCACUUCGCCUCCCAAUUCUCGCAGAACAGGUGGGGACAAUUCAAGUCAUGUCUCUGGAAGCAGUGCUUGUCCUAUUGGAGAAUUCCUCCUUACAACUUGAUGCGUAUCCUUUACACAAUUGCCGCGUCUUUUCUGUUAGGGGUACUGUUCUGGAAGCAAGGGAAGAAAUUAAACAACCAGCAGAACUUAUUCAAUGCAAUUGGUUCGAUGUAUAUAGCCGUUAUCUUCUUGGGCGUAAACAAUUGCUCAUCAGUACUACAGUAUAUUGCUAUGGAACGGACCGUCAUGUAUCGUGAGAGAUUUGCAGGGAUGUACUCUUCAUGGGCUUUUUCACUAGCACAGGUUGUUGUUGAGAUACCAUAUGUACUAGCUCAAGCAAUUAUAUUCGUGAUCAUCACCUAUCCGAUGAUCGGUUAUUUUGGGUCAGCAUACAAGAUUUUCUGGUACUUCUAUGUCAUGUUCUGCUCAUUGCUGUCAUACAAUUACCUCGGAAUGCUGCUCGUGUCCCUGACAACAAAUUUCACGGUGGCUGCAAUUCUACAAUCUGCCUUCAAUGCAAAUUUCAGUCUUUUUGCUGGGUUUUUAAUCCCAAAACCGAGAAUUCCAAAAUGGUGGAUCUGGUUGUACUAUGCGUGUCCAACAUCAUGGGCACUUAACGGUAUGCUAACUUCGCAGUAUGGAGAUAUUGAUAAGAACAUAUCGGCAUUUGGAGAUACUAAAACUGUGGUGGCCUUCUUGAAGGAUUAUUUCGGAUUUCACCAUGAUCAAUUGUAUGUUGUGGCGAUUGUCCUCGUCGCCUUUCCUGUUGUUCUAGCAACUCUUUUCGCGUACUGUAUAGGGCACUUGAAAUUCCAGAGAAGGUGA